Molecule: messenger RNA, 734 nt
Organism: Rhinichthys klamathensis goyatoka
Lineage: Eukaryota; Metazoa; Chordata; Actinopteri; Cypriniformes; Leuciscidae
Product: complexin-4-like
Exons: 3
Coding region: 56-715 (219 amino acids)
Biological process (GO): regulation of neurotransmitter secretion; synaptic vesicle exocytosis; neurotransmitter transport
Cellular component (GO): SNARE complex; terminal bouton
Molecular function (GO): syntaxin binding
Source: RefSeq, a predicted model, not a curated record
CAUUGGCAGAAUCUUGUUCUCUCCAUUGACCAAUCACAGCACACCGCCACAUUUAAUGUGUGUGAACGUAAUUAAUGGUGUUCUAACUGUGUGUGUCCUUGUCCUUGCAGAUUUGAGUCUGAGUCCCUCCGUCUGUCCCGUGUGUGAGCUGUUAAACCGUCUCGUCUACAACACACACACUGAACAUGAUCCAUCCGCACACACACACACACACACACACACACACACAGAUAGUGGCGAUAUAGAUCUGAUCAUGGAGUCCGCAGUGAAGAAAUCUCUGCUGGCUCCCAUAAAGACACUCAAGUUCUGCGUGACCGGAGAGAAGCAGCCGUCCGGCUGGACCACGAGCGGCUCGAAGGGUCAGAGGUCAAAGGUCAGGGCCUGCGCAGACACACAUCUGCUGCGACCCUAUCAGGCCGACCUGGAGAGAGAGAGGAAGCGCCGCGAGGCGAUGAGCGCUCAGAGGAACGCCGAGAGAGCUGCGAUGAGGCUCCAUUUCAGGAGCAAAUACCAGCUGACCAAGAAUGCCGAGGACCGGGAGCGUGUGCGUGUGGCGGGGGGGAAAGUGUGUCUCCCCCGGGAUCUGGCCAAGAUGGUUCGCCCCGACACUGAUGAUGGAGACGACAGCUUCAGUGUGAUCAGAGCCUUCCAACGCCUGCGCUCCAGCACACACACACACACACCGGCCCAUGCAGAGCCGUGCAGAGUCAUGUGACUCUCAGGAACACACACAC